This is a messenger RNA of Arabidopsis arenosa, 1240 nucleotides long. The record is from the annotation of a GenBank genome assembly. Lineage: Eukaryota; Viridiplantae; Streptophyta; Magnoliopsida; Brassicales; Brassicaceae.
CAUGUUGUUUCAAUCGCUUUUUUAAAAUACUUGAGCUAAUAACAAAUGGAUGCACGGGAGAGUUCUUGCCUUGUUGUACAAGAAGAAGCCGUGAAAGCUGUAGCUGCGGCAAUUCUAAGGUCGAGGGUUGGACUAGGAAGGCCACAACAACCUUCUGGUUCCUUUCUUUUCCUCGGUCCAACUGGUGUUGGUAAAACUGAGUUGGCUAAGGCUCUUGCUGAGCAACUCUUUUACGAUGAAAACCUACUCGUUAGGCUUGAUAUGUCGGAGUAUAUGGAUAGAUACACUGUUAGUAAACUUAUAGGGGCACCACCCGGGUACAUUGGUCAUGAAGAAGGUGGACAACUUACCGAACCCGUGAGGAGACGACCUUACUGUGUUGUACUAUUUGAUGAAGUUGAAAAGGCCAAUGUUACUGUAUUCAACACGUUACUUCAAGUGUUGGAAGACGGGAGAUUAACCGAUUCGCAUGGGAGGACAGUCGAUUUCAAAAACACAGUGAUCAUAAUGACUUCUAACCUUGGUGCUGACCACCUUAUUUCAGGGCUUACAGGUGAAGUAACAAUGCAAGUGGCUCAAGACAACGCAAUGAAAGAUGUGAAAAAACAUUUCAGACCAGAGCUGUUAAACAGAUUGGAUGAGAUAGUGAUGUUUCAUCCUUUGUCCCACGAGAAUUUGACAAAAAUUGUUCAACUCCAAGUGAACAAUGUUGCUAAUCGGCUUGCUGAGAAAGGUGUAUCUAUGACUGUCACAAAUGAUGCAUUGGACUACAUUUUGGCAGCGAGUUACGACUCGGUGUAUGGUGCUAGGCCUAUUAGGAGAUGGCUAGAGAGGAAAGUGGUCACAGAUAUAUCGAUGAUGAUUGUGCGAGAAGAAAUCGAUGAUGAUUCCAUUGUGUGCAUUGAUGUAAACGCGGAUAAAACUGAUCUUGUCUACCGAAUAGAUAAGAAUGUGGUUGCGAAGAAGACAGAGCAAACGUUAGAUGUUGUGAUUCACUCAGAUAAUAAGAGGGGAAGAAGCAAUGAAGAAGAUCACAUCGUGACUUCAACCAAAAAAAUAAAAAAUGAAGUCAUAGUGAUAGAUUGAAGAACGAUCUUAAGAUUGAAGAACGAUCUUAGGAUUGAAAGUUAGAUUCAUAUUGCUCUACGCUCUGGUUUUUUAUUUUAGUUUAUAUGUGAGAUAUGUGUUACCUUUGUUCAUAUAAGCUUUCCAAAUCUUACAAUAAGAAGGAUUAAUCAUU